UGGGAGCGCGCAUUGGAGACGUACAGAGCAUAGGCUGCGUGUCAGUGCAGUCGACUUACAGCGGGCUGUGAGGAGAACUGGCGCGACCCCCUUUGUCUUCAAAUACAUUUCUUUUCGUACGAGAAAACUCCUUAAAGUUGCGUUAAAGUACUUCUACUUGUUUUGGUACUUAACCUGUUCGGGUUAUAUUAGUUUUAUAUCGCUCUGUUUGAAGUUGAAGGCUGGGCCUUUUUACGCGCUCCGGACGAGAGAAAAAGACAAGCUGCUCUGCGAUUAAGUCCAUAAAUGCUUUUUACCAACAUGGACCUGUUGAACUACCAGUACUUGGACAAAAUGAACAACAACAUUGGCAUUCUGUGCUAUGACGGUGAGGCUGCUCUGAGGAGUGAGUCCAGAAUGUCAUCCAUGUCUCUGUCCUCUGCAGUCAGCAAUCACAGGACAGGCCCUCCUCCCAUCAGCCCGAGUAAGAGAAAACACGGCGGGGACCAAGCAGACGAUGACAUCGACUGUAACAGCGAUCAUGUGGCCAAGAUGAGCCGGCUGUUUGCUGCACAGUUAGGCAAGCCUGCCAACGGGGACUACCGCAAGGACCCCCGGGAUCGCAGCCGCAGUCCCAUCGAGCGCAUCACUACCCCCACCAUGAGUCUUGUUGGUGGUCACCUCUAUGCCCACAUGCCCAACCUCGCCAUGGACCAGCCUCUCGCACUGACCAAAAAUGUGGACACUUCCCGCACUGUCGCCAUCUCACCUACUGUCAGCCCUGUUGAGCGCCAGCAGAAUCGGCCCUCUGUGAUCACAUGUGCCCCAGCGAACAAUCGUAACUGUAACCUUUCCCACUGCACCGUGUCUCACAACGGCUGCUCACCCACUUCAAACUAUCGGAGAGCCUCCAACUCUAACACAGCCUGUGACCCUGUGAUCGAGGAGCAUUUCCGUCGCAGUCUGGGCAAGAACUACAAGGAGCCAGAGCCCGUAACAAACUCCGUGUCUAUCACAGGCUCUGUGGACGACCACUUCGCCAAGGCGCUGGGUGACGCAUGGAAGAAGAUCAAGGCCAAGGGCAGCUCGACUAGCAGCCCAGACUCCUCCCCUAACAGCCACAUGGUCAACCAUAAUCACUCCCCUUCCCUCGUGUCUUGAAAAAAGGACCAGCUCACCAUAGUCCCAGUCUCUUCCAGCGUGCUUCAACUCUCAAAGCAACCAUGCAUGUUUCAGCACUGCUCAUGUAUAGCUAUGUACAUAAGAACGCACAAAGAGGAUGUGCUUGUUUUAACAUUUCUUUUUUGUGCUAUUGUUUUCUUUUGAUUUCAUUUUCUUUCAAAUAUGCUAGUAUACUUUUAGCUUAGCGGUUGCAUUAUGGGAUGCCCAUACCUUUUAUGAAAAACAGCAAUGUUGUGCAGAAAGCUUUUUGGUUUUUAGGUUCUAAAUCAACCAGCAUCCAAUAAACUAACCAUCUGCCUCAGAUACCAAAGAAACCUCUGAUGCAAACCUGUUCCCCAAAAUCCAUUCUUCCAUUAUACCCUGCUAUUUUGUUUUCUUUUAGAUUUACUUUCUGGUUGUCUCACAUCACAGUCUAUUGUUCAUCAUGUUCUCUCCCGAUUGUACCCUGAAUCUGUAUGUGUGCACUUGAAAUGGAAGGUCUGGUCUGAUUUUGCACUUCUGAUGGAUUGAGUGUCAGUUUGGUGUUGGAUACACGUUUGGAUGUUAAAAGAAAAUGUAUAAGAGGGUGAACUGCUGAUACAGGUGGGAAGUGAUUUGGCUUACAUCACUUUAGAAAUGUUUGUAGGGGGGAGGGAACCCGUUUUUGGUCACUACAUCUAGCUUCAUACAGUUCUCUCUAUUGUGCUGACAACUGGACUGCAUCAAACAUGGGCAUUUUUUUGUCGUUUUUGGAUUCGUUUUUUUCCCCCAGGCACUGUGGGUUUAGUAGAGUCUGUAAGGUUUUGAGGGUAAACUAGUGCUUACCGCUGCAUGUUUAAAAAAAAUAGCUGGUAUCUAUUAUUGUGUAGACAUUUCAAUCGUAAUAUUUUUAGCUUUUUUGUGAGAUUUUAUUUUUUGUCAGUAACAGUUCUAGAUAAACUUACUGCUGGUACAGUUGUACUCCAUAUUAUUAUUAUUAUUAUUAUUAUUAUUUCUAUUCAUUAUGCAUUGUGGUAGCUGCCAGAUACAAAAUAAAACAGCCGCCGGACAGGCCAUCUAUAUAUUAACAGUCGGAUUUAUAUUUUAUUAAUCUCGUGGUACAGGACGCUAUCGCUUUUUGCAUGACUGAAUAAGAAAGCAUUAGCAGCUAUGGACCGGUCAACUGUAGUGCUGACAAUCUGCCGAAAAAAAAUCUUAUAUUUGAUCUUACUCUUAAUUCAGCAUUGCAGCUUUUAGCAGCAGCUGCCAUAAAGGACCGUUAUCAAACAAUCUGCCUGUACCGAGACAAAAUACAUUCCUCCAAUAGGGAACUGCAUACAGGUGUCGAACUUUCUAACAAUUUCAAUAUAGCGACUAUCUAGAAACUGACAAGAGGUUGGAGAUACAGGAGACGCUUGGAUCUUAAGCUCGUCCUUACAUUCCAUCGGCGCAGUUUUGCUAUUGGAUAUGAUGACAUUUUAAAACAAGAAAUGAAAAGCCAGACAGCCAUCAAUCUCAACAGAUGCUAUCUUUUCAAAAGUAUUUCUUCACAAAUAGACAAGUCCGUUUCACCCUGUGCUCUUUUUGGAUGUAUUUGCCUCAAAGUUGUUGUAUCCUAUUAUAGUAGACCUUUAGGAUACGGGGGGGGCGGUGAUUUUAGGGAGAAAAUAUUUUGUCGAUUAUAUAUACAUUUCACUACCAAUUUAUUAGGUAGUACACUCACUUUCUGCUUGUGACACAUUACCCUACACUCUGUAGGUAAAUCACUUAAUUAAAAACAAACAAAUUCUUUUAUAUAUAUAUAUAUAUAAAUAUAUAUAUAUAUAUAUAUAGGAAACUAUAAGACCAUCAUUACGCUGUGCGUAACGAAUGUACAGAGAAAGAAACAAUGUUAGGUAUUUUUUUGAGGAACAAUUAAUUUGUUAAUGAUAUGUAGCUAUUUAAUUUUCCCUUGUCCUUUAUUGUAAUCGCUUUUUUGUUUUUCAAGAAAAAGUUGAUCUUUUUGUUUGUAGGUUUUGUCUAAGGUUAAAGUGCAGGAACACCGUUAUUCUAUGAAAACACUGCGUUAGUGUGAUAGCCACUUGUGUAUUAUUUCUGAAGGCUACUGAGCAGUCUCGAUACAAUUCUGAACAGAGGCUCUUUCAACUGUCUCUGGAGGCAAUUGAACAAACAUACUCCUCUCAUUGACCGUGAGUCUGAGUAACUUUACUCCAAUCUAACUGGUUGGGACUCCACGAUAUUUUUUAUUAUUUGAUGUGCGUGCUUUCAGGAGAAUGACGACAAGAAACAAAUGUUGAACUUAUCACGGCACCUCGAGUGUACUUACCGAUGUGUAAAUCUGUAUUAUACUCUCAUUUCAUGGCCUUGUUUCUCCUUGGAAUAUGUUUUGGCAGGCCAUUGUUUUGUACUUUAAGUAGCCUCAAUAAACAAUAAAGUGCUCUUAAAACAG
Molecule: messenger RNA, 3568 nt
Organism: Xyrauchen texanus (razorback sucker)
Lineage: Eukaryota; Metazoa; Chordata; Actinopteri; Cypriniformes; Catostomidae
Gene: vgll4b
Product: vestigial-like family member 4b
Exons: 5
Coding region: 286-1140 (284 amino acids)
Biological process (GO): negative regulation of DNA-templated transcription
Molecular function (GO): transcription coactivator binding
Source: RefSeq, a predicted model, not a curated record